Messenger RNA from Magallana angulata, 1370 nucleotides. Its product is annotated as phospholipase A and acyltransferase 3-like. The transcript is spliced from 4 exons. The record is from RefSeq and is a predicted model, not a curated record. NCBI's taxonomy places the organism in Eukaryota, Metazoa, Mollusca, Bivalvia, Ostreida, Ostreidae. Gene Ontology annotation, cellular component: cytoplasm. Gene Ontology annotation, molecular function: glycerophospholipid phospholipase A1 activity; A2-type glycerophospholipase activity. Gene Ontology annotation, biological process: N-acylphosphatidylethanolamine metabolic process. The coding region runs from base 102 to 638 and encodes 178 amino acids.
AUUAGGUAUUUCCUCUUUUUCCCUUGGACGAAUAAAACUGUAAGUACACAGGUAGUGUAUAGUCUAGGUCCACUUGCCUUGAUAAAGCGAAAGAAAGGAAAAUGGCAGCGAAACAGUUUGACUCUCACAACAGAAGUGUUAUACGGAGAGCCCGUAAAGGAGAUCAACUGGAAUUCCAUCGCGGGUGGUAUUCACACUGGGCUGUGUACAUAGGGAAUGAGGAGGUCAUUCAUUUGGCCGGUGAUGAAAAUGACGGUCUUAACGGUAACAUCAACCCCAGUCACGCGUUCACAAUCUGUGGAAAAUCUUUCAACAAGGCGGUGGUCAAACGGGAGAAUGUCUGGAAAGUCGUGCUGGAUUCCAAAGUCGAAAUAAACAAUAACAAAGAUCGCAAAUGCAAACCACGUAGGCCCCAUGAAAUCGUGGAGGAAGCCAUAAUGAAAAUCGGAGACAUUGGAUACAACGUGCUUUGGAAAAACUGCGAACAUUUCGCCGCCUUCUGCAGAUAUGGUGUGAACUGGUCCGAACAGGCCAACAACUUUUUGGGUGCAGUGGUUGCCACCGGAGCAGUUGUAGUUCUGGGUUCACUAUUCAAAGAGAUGUUCAUUGGAGAUAAGAAGGAAAAGGAGAAAGCUUAGUUAUUGCCGCGGUUUGUGUUGACUCGAUACAGCAGGAUAUCCUAGCUAGCUGACUCUGCUAUGUUAAAACUCUUCUACCAUUUUCUCUCAAAAAUAUCCUGCCUGAAUCUCUAUAGACAUGUCAUAUUUAUUGUUUUAAUUAAUCCAAUCUUCUGUUUUAUAUCUUUCCUGUGAUUGUAAUGAUACCUGGUGAUAGAUAUUGUUAUCUUAUAGUUAAAGUAUUCAGGACUAGUCGGUCGUUGUUUAGUAAGUCUAUAUAAAAUCGUGGUCAUCUUUCCACUAUUCAUUGCGUCUGAAAUGACUCUAAUGUAAAAUAAUACUCCUCGUUUCAAUGCUUGUAUCUUAAUUUUCUAAUAGACGUAUAACUCAUUUGUUACAAUAUUCAAGCAAUGUGUAACAUGACAAUUAUCACAAAGUGAAAAACAAUGUUUAAAGCUUUGUAAACCAAAAAAAAAGAGAUAUUUUUUCAUGAUCUCAAAGAUUGUGUAUGUACAUAGAUUUUUUUGCUGUGAUUGAAUUUAAGAAUUGUGUAUAUAUCAUUAAUUAUACUGCCCAUCAUAUGGCAAUAUUUUCUGUUAAGUUUGACUUUAGCAGUGUCUAACACAUCGCUUCAGGGUUUGUUAUGUUAAUGUUUGAUAUUUAUUUGGUUUUAUUCAUUAUGUAUUUGUUUAUUUAUUGAGAAAUCCAUACUUGAAUUUUGUUGUGUUUGAAAUAAAUCUGUUUUAAUUUACA